Messenger RNA from Dothidotthia symphoricarpi CBS 119687, 3173 nucleotides. RefSeq lists its product as uncharacterized. The transcript is spliced from 3 exons. The record is from RefSeq and is a predicted model, not a curated record. NCBI's taxonomy places the organism in Eukaryota, Fungi, Ascomycota, Dothideomycetes, Pleosporales, Dothidotthiaceae. The coding region runs from base 285 to 3173 and encodes 962 amino acids.
CGGGCCUAUCUUCUUAUUACUCCACCUGUCCCGCCGUCCGAGCCUGCCAUUUCUUCGCUGCCCAUCGCUGCGCUGCGCUGCUCUGCACUGCACGUCACUGCUGCGAACCCCCCGCCGUCCCGCUCGCCGUUGACUUGCAGCCGUGCAGACCCGUGACAGACGCUGCACCACGACGUCACCGCCGUCGCUCCGCCAGCCCUAGACCCCUCGAGUGACAUCCUCCACCACCACCGACACACACACACGCACACACGCACGCCGCCUGCCCCGCGCCGCCGCCCACCAUGUCGGUCAUCUACGCCGAGCGAGAGCGCGAGCGCGAGCGCGACUGGGAGAGUGGCUCAACCCGCGGCUACACGACGGUGCGGCGCUACAAGAUGCCCGAGCAUAGCCUGGAAGAAGACACGUACGAGUCGCAGAUGCGCAUGGUCCACCGCGGGCGCAACGACUACGACGACCGCCGCUCUGCCGUCAACGUCAACGUCAACGACUACACCAUCGAACGCAGCGAGGCCCAGGCCCCCGUCCGCCAGGUCCGCGAGUACCGCUACGCCGACCGCUCGCCGUCGCCGCGCGCCCGCGAAGUGCGCGAGUACCGCAUCGAGCGCGAGUUCGAGCGUUCGCCGUCGCCGGCCCCCACGGUCCGCGAGGUGCGCAUCACGCGCGAGAGAGAGCUCGACUAUGAGCGUGACUACGAGCGCGAGUACGAGCGCGAGGCGCCCCGCGAGCACCCGUACGAGCUGGAGAAGUACUCGCGGUCGACCGAGUACUACCGCGAGCCGCAGCAGGUCCAGCAGCCCCCGCCGCCCCAGCAGAUCCAGAUCCAGCAGCUGCCGCCCCCGCCACAGCCGCAGCCGCAGUACCAGCCGCAGCCCCAGGCCCAGUCCAUCGUCAUCCACAACGAGGCCCCGCAGCCCAUGCAGAUGCCCAUGCAGAUGCCCAUGCCCAUGCCCAUCAUCUUCCGCGACGAGGCGCCCCAGCAGAUCAUCAUCCGCGAGCGCGAGCCGGCCUACGACUUCAUGGAGCGCCAGGAGGUGACCAACGACAGACAGGUCGCCCGCCCCCACCCGGAAGACGACUACUACUACGAGCGCCGCGUCAAGCAGGUCGAGCGCCCACGCCGGGACGAGAGGCAGGACUACGGCCGCGAGCGCUACGACGAUAGGAACUACCACAGCGACGACGACCGCUACUACUACAAGGAAAAGGACACGUGGGAGGAGGGGAGCGACACCAAGACCAAGCGCAACCUCGCGGCAGGGGCCCUCACCGGCGUGGCUGCGGGUCAGAUCAUGCGCCACCACCGCAAGAGGAAGGGCGAAGAGGCCGGCGGCAGCAUCGGCAACGCACUCGGCUACGGGACGCUGGGCGCCGUCAGCGCCGUCGCCCUCGACAAGUUCAGCAACCGCGAGCGCUCCAGGUCGCGUUCUUGGGAGAGGGGCCGCCGCCACGACGACCGCUCGAGCAACCGCGAGCGCAGCAAGUCGAGGGUCAAGCAGGUCGGCACGCUCGCGGCCAUUGCGAGCAUCGGCGCCAUUGCCUAUGCCGCCGGCCGCAAGAAGAAGGAGCCCGCCGUCACCACCACGGUCAUAGAAGAGCACCGCCACAGGUCGCGCUCGAGGAGGGGGCGGUCCAAGUCGGUCGUGAGCAGGCGCUCUUCCAGGGGUACGUCGCGCAGCAAGAGCAAGCACGGCAAGCACAAGCGCCGCCACAGUAGAGCUGCCGAAGCCGGUCUUGCCAGUGCCGCCGUGGCUGGCCUCUCCCAGCGCAAGAGGAGCAAGUCUCGACACCGCGAAGGGAAGCGCGAGAAGAGCAGAGUCAGACAGGGUGUGCCCAUCGCUGCUGCCACUGUCGCUGGCGCAGCCGCCACUGGACUGUACGAGAAGCACAGGGCUAAGAAGGAUAACAGGUCGAGGUCGCGCUCACAGUCGAGAUCGCGCUCGCGGUCGAGAUCAAGGUCGGUGCUCUCCCGCCUAACUGGGCAUGGCCGUGGUAGGCGUGGAAGCACAUCAGGUGACCCCAAUCUAGUAGAGUACGGCGUUGAUCCCAUCUAUACCGAUUCCGCGCGCUCACGAAGCCGGGAGCGCGGCCGGCGGCGACGGUCCUCCUCUUCGUCCUCACGCGGUCGACACGGCAGCCGAAGCCGAAGCCGAAGCAAGAGUCGAAGCCGGAGUCGUGCACGAUCGGUAGCGGAGACGGCCGCCGUCGCUGGUGUUGCUGGUCUGGCUGCCCACGAAGCAGCAAAGCGACGAGACCAGAAGAAGGCCGAGAAGGAGCGAGACCGCCGUCGCGAAGACGACUCGGCCUACUCGACUGCUAGCUACAGUCCCUACGGCAGUCCCAGUCGCUCAACCAACCUAGGCACCGACUCCCGCUACUUCCCCGAAACAAACUACUUCCCUCCCCCUCCCGCGCCCUCGGCUCCUCCAGCCCACGACCCCCUAUCCCCAUACCCCCCUUACAACCCCGCCGACUACCCCCCACCGCCAAGCACCGCCUACGACUCCCGCGACGACCUCAACCACGGCAACCCCUACGCACCCCACCCACACAACGAGCCCCCCUACGGCCAGCCCCGCCGUCCCAAAGACAAUGUGAGUGCUCCGGCCCUUGAAUACGAGCACUUCCCCUUCGCACCCGACGCACCCGCCCCGGUGCCUGUGCCGCCGUCUGCCUUUGCGCCUGCACGUGAAUUCUUGAGCGACCGCGACCGUGAUCGAGACUCCCCGAGUUCGAUGCUGGACUCGACUCGUGGCGAGAAGAGCGUCCAGUUCGAUUUGAAUACGCAGGAGCAGGAGGCGCCUGUGAUGGCCUCGCCUGAUGAUGAUGAGAGGGAGGAUGAAAGGGAGCGUGAGCGUGAUGAGCUUCAUGACCGUGAGAGGGAGCGUGAUCGUGAUCGUGACCGUGAUUCACGACACCGCGAUAGACGAGCACACGAUGAUGACCGAGACCACGACCGAAACUACGACGACCACGAUACACAUGACCGAGAAAACAGACGACAACACCGCCACCAAGAUGAUGACCAUCACGGCGAUUCCUCCCGCAAACGCCGCCGUCGCCGUAACAGCGAUUCCGACGCGUCGGAGGCUACCAUCGACGUCCCACGCAAGAGCGACGAGGAGGUCUUGGCCGAGCAGUUGAAGAGCGUUUUGGCGGGCUUGUUUCGAUAG